ACCCCUGGUCAACCAUGGCUUGCACUAUCAGCCAUUUACACAUGCGAUCAAUUCUUUCGAAAAACACAGCCAGCCAAGAUGGGUCGUAUGCACGCAAAGGGAAAAGGUAUUUCCGGAUCUGCUCUUCCAUACCGAAGAAGUGUACCAACAUGGUUAAAACUGACCUCAGAAGAUGUUAAGGAGCAGAUAUUCAAGUUGGCCAAAAAAGGUUUGACCCCAUCUCAAAUUGGUGUUAUCCUUCGAGACUCUCAUGGUGUUGCUCAAGUACGUUAUGUCACUGGAAACAAAAUUCUCCGCAUUUUAAAAGCCAAAGGUUUGGCACCAUCUUUACCAGAAGAUUUACAUUGCUUGAUCAAAAAGGCUGUGGCAGUACGCAAACACUUAGAGCGAAAUAGAAAGGACCGAGAUUCAAAAUUUCGAUUAAUUUUGAUUGAAGCUAGAAUCCACCGACUUGCUCGAUACUACAAAACAAAGCGUGUUUUACCUCCAAACUGGAAAUACGAAUCAUCAACUGCAUCUGCUUUGGUGGCUUAAUGUUUCUUACCGAAUAAACUUUAGAACAUCAAAA
Messenger RNA from Hydractinia symbiolongicarpus, 568 nucleotides. Its product is annotated as 40S ribosomal protein S13. Gene Ontology annotation, cellular component: cytosolic small ribosomal subunit; ribosome; nucleolus. NCBI's taxonomy places the organism in Eukaryota, Metazoa, Cnidaria, Hydrozoa, Anthoathecata, Hydractiniidae. Gene Ontology annotation, biological process: translation. The coding region runs from base 79 to 534 and encodes 151 amino acids. Gene Ontology annotation, molecular function: structural constituent of ribosome; small ribosomal subunit rRNA binding. The transcript is spliced from 6 exons. The record is from RefSeq and is a predicted model, not a curated record.